UUCAGUCUACUUUUUCGUAAAAGCAUGAAAAUUAUGCGUUCGUGGUUGCCCUACUCCAUAAUUCUGUUAUUCGUCUCGUCCUGCGUUACUAGUAAAGUUCGUCAGAAGCGGCAGGAUCAACGACUUGCAAUUGACUGCAGCAAACAAAAUUUCAAAUCGCAUGACACAAAAUGCUGCACCAAUUCAGGAAGGAACCUUUUUACUGAUGAUCAACUCUCAGCUUGUAAUUCAAUGAACGACAAAACACUUGUCAAGUGGGCUAACAAUUACAUGCUCAAUAGCCUGCAAGCUGGCAGAAAUGGGAACAGCAUCGAACUAAAUGACUGGAAAAUUUCGCUGAAAAUUUGCGCCGCGGCUGACUUUCUGAAUUGUGUGUUCAACUCAAAUGGGCUUUUGUUUUCAAAUGGAAGUGUCGACAUGCAAUCCUCAAUUGCAACUUUCAACGAAACACAAAACGACGACUUUUGGAAGAGCACAAUUAGCAACGGCGUCCCAAAAUUUAAUGUUCUGGUCAAAGAUAUAAUGCCUGAAACGAUCAAGUCCAUCUCUUGUCCAGGAGAAGUGCAAAAUGAACCAAUGAGAACUGUGUCAGCCAUUCCAUUCUUGUGGACGCAAAUUGUAAACGGCGCCUUUAUAACGCAUUGUCCGAAUCAAAUAACUAAGGGUGGAGGAUGCAGAAAAAUGAUCAAAAACUUCAAUUUCUGCAUUACCAAAGUGGAAGAUUUUCUACUUGGGCAGCAAACAGCUCGAAUUGCAGCUAUCAAGACAAAAAACAUAUUUAAUUUUCAGAAUUGAAACAUCAGAAAUUAUUUGUUAACAACAUUUAAAGAUGGUUGUACAAACAAGAUUUGGAAUAAAA
Neocloeon triangulifer is the source of this 859-nucleotide messenger RNA. RefSeq lists its product as uncharacterized. Bases 25 to 795 code for a protein of 256 amino acids. The transcript is spliced from 9 exons. NCBI's taxonomy places the organism in Eukaryota, Metazoa, Arthropoda, Insecta, Ephemeroptera, Baetidae. The record is from RefSeq and is a predicted model, not a curated record.